Molecule: messenger RNA, 9047 nt
Organism: Linum trigynum
Lineage: Eukaryota; Viridiplantae; Streptophyta; Magnoliopsida; Malpighiales; Linaceae
Source: the annotation of a GenBank genome assembly
CAAUAACCAUCCAAAAAGCUGAAAAGUCAGAAUUUUUAUAGUUGAGUGCUAAAUCUAAUACGAUAAACGACAAAAGGUGCUAGAUUUUAUGAGUUACGAAUGUUCCAUUUGGUGACUUUAAAAUAAAAAAAUAAAAAUUAUCAGUGAAGUGCAGUUGUAUUAAACACUAAGCACUAGCACUUAACACAAUCUUAAACCAUUUUUUAUUUUAUUUUAUUUUAUAAAACCCCAUCCUCGUAUAUUAAUCAAUGAUUGAUUGGGAAAAUGGUGGAAGUAGAAUUUGGUGAUACCUCAAUGAUUAGUGAUACCUCUAUUUCCUUAAUAAAGAUCGUUAUGAUAAUAAUUACUUUGGAAAAUAUCGUCCGGCCAAGUGAAUUGACUGACUAUAUAUGUUAUCUCUUUUUUAUUUGAUAACCCAGGGAAUCUCAGCAACACGUGGCGCUUGAGCGACAACGGGACCUACUAACACAUCGGGGUACCUGCAUACUAACCGGAUUAGAUAAUGGAGUUAAUGUUUGGGUAGAAUUUGGUGUAUUGAUUCAUGUCCUCUUCAUAAGGAAAGAUUGUAGAGAUAGUUAAUUAAUACGAUGACAAAUCGCCAUGAAUCUUUGCUAGAUUCGGUUAUCUACUUAAUUGAUGUACCUUUCACCAUCACUUAUUGGUUUAUAUAGUAAAUAAAAUGUGCAUUAUUAGGCCAUCUUUGUUUUCUAGGGUUUGUUUAUAUUAUACGAUAUAAGAAGUGCCUUAUCAUCUUAUCUUUGCUUUUUCAGGGAACUAUUUGCACAUUUAUUAUGUAUACAUAUGUUUGUCACGAUUCCAAAUUCAGGUGGUAGUUGGUAUCUGAAUUGGACAUUUCGUUUGUUUCUUCCGGGCACUCAACAAUCUCGAUGGAAACCCUUUCUCUUACUUUACAAUACAUCACUAAUUUCCUCAUAACUAAUGAGAAACUAACCAAAACAAAAAUGCAUUCUAAGCUAGUUCAGAGAAUUUACUAAACUUGUACCUUUAUGAUAUAAUUUGAAAUUGUACCAUAACAUAAAAUAGUAAAUUUUAUAGGCUAGACUAGAAUUCAUUGGUUGAUUGGAAAAAUGGUGCAAGUAGUCUAGCAAUUGCUAGUCUAGUCUUAAUAAUUCAAAUUGUUUGAAUAGGUUCAUGUAUGAAUCUUAUACCACUUUUUUACACUUCUCUCAAAUAAAAAUAAAAUCAUGUGGUUGAAAUUUGUAUAAGCUCGUCAUACAACAUACUUAACCAACUGUCAAUAUUGGAUGUCGUGAAAAUUCGAACACACGUCCUCCUGGUCAAUCUAGGUUUGAUAUAAUGUCGGAACCGUUUAGUCCCAAGAACUCAAGUUGUUGGUAGAGGCUCAUGAGUUUUUUACUGGUUUUUUACGAACUUAGUUUUUUUCUUGAUUGGGUUGGUUGGAUGAUAACUUUAACACUUACAUUUUUCAAAGAUGGAUUUCAAUGAGUAAUAGCAAUGUUCUUUCUAUAGUAAAUUCAUACAUGCAUAAUUGAAACUAUAAUAGUUUGAAAUAACUCAGAAAUACCACGUUCACAAAUAACGCAUAAAUUUGCUCCAAAAUGCUACGUACUAUGAUGUUUUUGUGGAACGAUCAGUUUACCUAGCUAAUCUAUUCUUGACCAUGCAUUUGCAAUGGACUGAUGUUGGUUUAGUUUGUUGAUACAUGCAACAACGUGAACAAGACAGAUCCCAUCAUGGGACAAAGAAACAGAAUAUAUAAUUAGUGAUACCUCUGCUUCCUACGUCAAUGAUUAGUGAUACCUCUGUUUCCUUAAUAAAGAUCGUUAGGAUAAUAAUUACUUUGGAAAAUAUCGUCCCGAGUCAAUUGACUGACUAAGUUCUCGUCAGUUUUAGUUGAAUAACAAUAACUUUAUGAUAAAAUUGAACGUAGGGAUAAAAACUCCUUGUGAACCGUACCAGUAAAAAAAAAAAAAUUUGGUAACAAAUUAAAAUAUUGUUUUUAUAUUUUAUUAAUUAUAAGAUAUCCUCGGACAGUAAUUAAUGUAAUGCUUGCUAUAUCAGAACCACCAUCGAACGUGACGUUGAAUCUUGAGCGUACCUAUUGCCUUUUGCCAAGGGUUUCCCGGAUCUCGUAUAGUUUCAGUGAAGAAACGGCAAAUGGGAGCCCUUAUAUAACCUUUGAUUACGGUGUUGUUAGCGAACUAAUCACUUGGCCCCAAUAACUCAAGUUGUUGGGAAAUGGAUAAUUAAGUCUUUUAAUUUCUUAUAAAUGAGAUUAAUUAAUUAGGGAUACAUCUUAAUUAGGACUGCAAAUGAGCCAAGCUACUCGCGAGCAACUCGAGGCUCGAAUCGGGAAAAACUCGUUCGAAACUCGAUUCGUUUACUGACGAGUCAAGCUUGAGCUUAGCUUUGUUCAACUCGUGAAGCUCGCGAGCUAGCUCUACUCGGUGGCUUGUUGAGCUCAACUCGUGAGUUGGCUCAUUUAAAGCUCACGAGAUGUCUCAACAUUGUGGUUUGAGGGCCAACUUGAUCACCGACUUAUGGACUAAUCGAUCUAAUUUGAACUUUCAUAAUUCAUAGGAUUGUUAAAUUAUAUAUCUCACAUAAUGUGAAGUUUAACAUGUUGAACAUGUAAGAAAAUAUGCCUUAUUUUUAAUUCUAUAAAGAAAUUAUGUACAAAAUUGUUUCGAUACUAUGAAAUAACAUGAUUUGAAAUAGUUAAAAUUUAUUAACUAAACAAUAUGACACCUAAAAAUUAUAAUAUAAGAUUAAUUAAUGUUGAACAUUUGAUUAUUUUUUUAUCGCUACAUCAAUCACAUGUACCAUGCACGACAUACAAAAUGAAUGUAUCAAAUACAAUCUAAGAAUUUAGUAAACAAGCCUAGAUCGAACUCGACUCAGCUCGUUAAUAAAUGGCUCGGGCUCGAGCUCAGCUCAUUUGUUAACGACUCAAGCUCAAGCUGAGGUAAAACUCGGCUCAGCUCGACUCAUUUGCAGCCCUAAUCUUAAUUAAUCGUUGUCACGAGCUAGCUAAAGACUAUAUAUAUGAAUACGACUCGUAUGCUCCAUACACAUAGCAUGCUCCACAAACUUGCACCGUUGAUCUAAUCUAAUGCUCAUUAUUAAUUCUGAUUAAAUCAAUUAAUUAUAAAUAAUUAUAAUUACUACAUGAUCCCCUUAAAUAAUUAUACAAACAAUAUGAUCCCCCAAAAUAUUUUACCAUUAUAUUUUGUGUAUAAUACCUAAUUCUUUUAAUCAUUUUUUCAAGCACCCACAUUUCGAUUGUGGUCUAUGAAGAUGUGUUUAAUUUUUUAUACAAUUAAACUCCAACCAAAAACAAAUUAUAUACUCAUGCAAAUGAAUGGCAGUUAACUUCACAGAAUCAUCUUCCCUAACAUAUAAAAAGUACUCCCCAGAAACGUCCAAUAUUUCAUCCCAUCUUUCCUUCGUUGCCGCCGUUUCAUCCCUGCCCUCCAGCCCUAAAUCCGGCGGUGCUGUCGUCGCUGACGGGACUCAUCGUCGCUUGCUGCUGAAGGUGUAGGAUAAGAUGGUUGCCGGAGACGUCGAAGAAGAAGAAGGUCGUUCGCUGUCGGGACCCAUAUGUCGAUAUUCUAUCCGGCACCGGAUAUCAAUAGUUUUUUUUUUGCUUCUGCUCGCAGUUAAGGGGCGGGUAAAAUUGAGUUCUCUAGAGCACCAGCAAGAUUAAUUACGAUUGGGGGAUCAGAGAAGGGGCAGAAGAAAGCAGCAGCAAAGUGGGUAAUGGUGAUUGAAUUAUUGAAAUAAUGUCGAAGAAGGGUUACUCAACUAUGUUCUUGAAGGAAUUCCUCGGCGGAUCAAUUCCGUCUGAUCUUACUCAACUAUUUUUCCUUGGUAUUAUCUCUCCAAAAACAUCAUUCAAUUUGCUAGGCGUAAAAUCAAUAGUGUUAUAAAGGCGUUGCUACGGCUCGUAAAAUCGCCGGAAUCGAUAAAGCAAGAAUACGAAAGCGAGAAUCGAAAAACACAGACACACGGUUUACGUGGUUCACUAACACGAUGUGUGUUAGCUAGUCCACGGGCGAGAAAGCCAGUUUCACUAUAUCGAGAAGAUUACAGAUUACAGAGAAGUAUGAGAAGUAUUUAUAGUACUUCUCCAUGUGGGUCUAAACCUAAUCCAAUUUGGCAAAGGAAACGGUUACAGACCAGGCCUAGAACCCGAACCCAAAUAACAUUGAGCCCAUACACCGCGAGAACCCCGACUACCAGUUGUAGCGGCUGAUAGUCCGGUUCAAGUCACAUCAACAAAUAGUUUUGUUAUGAUGUCUCUAAGGUAGAACCAUAUAGAUAUAAAGAUCGAAGGUAGGUACCCACUGCAUUGAUGAAUAUCGUUGCACUCAGCCAGCAGCUUGAAGAGAACAAGCAACGAAAAUCAUUCUUAUCAUGAUUCAAUAGAUACGACGGAAUAAAGUGAAUAAAACAAACAAAAUCAUGCUUUGAAUGGUUUAAUAGAUACAAUGUGUCAGCAGCGGAUCCAGAAUAAUAUAGAGCAUUGAGCUACUUUUGAAAAAAAAGAUGAAGAGGGUUGGACUGUAAAGCAAUGAACAUUGAGACGCUGUGUGUCAGUUAUUGUACUUUUCCCAUGAAUAAUAACCUUAAGCAGUUGGGAGUUCUUUUUCUUAACAAUUUUAUUCUGUUCAUGGGUUUGAACUAAAGGUUACAAGAUUGCUUCUCUUAAUGCAGCUUCUGACAGAACCAUAGACAUUAUGCCAAAUUGCAGCAGUAGAGCACUGAAUAAGUCACAUUCCCAAAUAAAAUAAAUGCAUUGGUUAAAGAGAACAAUGAAUAAAUUGCUCGAAAUGGAGAUAAGGCUGGCGGCGGCUAAGACUUUCACUAUCCAUCUGCAAUCUCGUCUUCCCCUUUUUCUUCUGUCACCCCGCCCCGCAAUCACCAUCGAUUUUUUCACUCCCCGAUCAAAAUACCUAUUGCUCCACUACUGCAUACCGCUAUUAUCCCUCGCUCUCCCUUCAGCUGCGGGCAGAAAACAAUCACAAAUCAAUCGAUCCUUUUCCAGAGAGAGUGCGGAUUGCACAAGACAACGUUCCUCGGCGCUAGAUUGUGAAGGUUUGGAGUUGUGGGAAGGAUUUCAUGAUUGGCCGCCAUAGAUUGGAUUGUGCUGGAAGUUUGGGGUUGAGGGGGACUAAGGGAUUGGAAAAAGAGGAGGAGUGAAAGACGAUGAAGAGAUGGCAAAAUAUAGGUCGUUGGAGAAGAGUGAAAAUUCAAUAGAGGAAGCAAUUAAACAAAUUUAGAUGAUAAAGGAUGAUCAUCGAUGCAUCUGAUGCUUAAAACUACAUUCAGAAAAACUAAGGGUACGUUAAUAUAGGAUGUAAUGGUAAACAUUAUUGGGGGACUAUAAUACAAGUAUAAUUAUUUUUCGGAUGCAGUUAGUAAUUAUAAUUGUAAAUUAAUAAUUAAUUUAAUCAAGAAUAACAAUAGACGUUAGAUUAGAUCAACGGUGUACAAAACAUGGAGCAUGUUAUGUGUCUGGAGCAUACGAGUGUUACCCAUAUAUAUAUAUACAAACGCAGAGAGGGAUUUAGCAUUCACCACCACAAAGAGAGAAAGACGACAGAGAAGAACAGAAAUGGAACAAGCUAAUGAGAUCCUCUUGAGCAAUAAGCCUCCACUACCACUAAUAAUCAUCCUAAUCCCCAUUCUAAUCAUCCUUUUCUCAACCAUAUACAUCCUCAAGAAACAGAACAAAAACAGAGCUGCAGCCACAUUUCCCCUGCCUCCAGGGCCAUGGAAGCUCCCCAUCAUCGGCAACAUCCACCAGCUCGCCUUCUCCUCCGCCCUAAUCCACCGCCGUUUGGCUGAGCUAGCAGAACAAUACGGCCCAGUGAUGCAGCUCAAGCUCGGCGAAACAUCCAACGUCGUCCUAUCCUCCCCUGAAGCGGCGACAGAGUACCUGAGAACGCACGACCAGAACUUCUCCAUCAGGCCUCACAUGCCGACGGCCAGCAUCCUCUUCUACAGCGGCAAGAGCAUCGCCUUCUCGUCCGACGGGGAACACUGGCGGCGGAUGAGGAAGCUCCUGGCCAUGGAGCUGCUGAGCGAGAAGCGGGUCAAGUCGCUGCGGCCCAUUCGAGACGAAGAGAUCGGCAAGCUGAUGAAAGUGAUUGGCAGCGAGCCUGCCGGAGGAGCGGUGAACCUCAACCGGCUGCUGGUGUCGGUGGGCAAUGCGAUGACGUCGAGGACGGCGUUUGGGAAGGUCAGGGAGCUGGAGUCGUCUUUCCUGCCGGUGGCGCGUCAGAUCCUGAAAGCGGUUGGUGGGUUCAACAUCGGGGACAUCUUCCCUUCCAACAGGUUGUUGCUUAUAAUUAGUGGAGCAGAGAGACGGCUGAAGAAGAUUCACCAAGAAGCAGAUGUCAUCCUCCAAGGAUUAAUUGAUGAGCAUGUAUCGAGAAGAAGAAGAGAAACAGAGUAUCCUGACACAGCCGAUGAUGAUGAAGAUCUAGUUGAUAUGCUCCUGGCUUACACUAAUUACAACCACGUCGAGGUUAAAGCAAUCAUCAUGGACAUAUUCGUGGCUGGGGGUGACACUUCUCCUCUUACGGUGGAAUGGGUCAUGUCUGAACUGAUGAGGAAUCCGGAGAAGAUGGUAAAAGUACAGAGAGAGGUAAGGCAGCUGUUCGACAAGAGAGGGAAAGUGGUAGAUGAAGCGUGCAUCGAUGAACUGCAGUAUCUCAAAUCGGUCGUUAAAGAGACUUUCAGAUUGCAUCCUCUCGCUCCUCUGUCUGUUCCGAAAGAAGGCAGAGAAGCGGUUGCGAUUAAUGGAUACCAAAUACCGACAAAGACAAGGGUCAUAGUCAAUUACUGGGCCAUCGCUCGGGAUUCCUCACACUGGACGAACCCGGAUCAAUUUAUACCGGAAAGGUUCCUCGACACUUACAUCGAUUACAAGGGUUUCGAUUCCCAUCUCUUUCCAUUUGGAGGUGGACGGAGGGUGUGCCCUGGCAUGGACUAUGGGAUUGCUGUUGUUUAUGCUUUACUCAUGAAUCUGCUCUACCAUUUUGAUUGGAAACUCCCAAACCAAUUGAAACCUCAGGAUCUUGACAUGUCUGAAGAUUUCGGAGUUACGGUUUCACGCAAAAAUAAUCUAUAUCUCAUUCCCAUCCCUUACCAUGGACCUUAAACAGACAUUUCCCCUUCACAUCAUAUAAGGAUGCAUGAGGAGUUGAUGAUCACGUACCGUUUGUGACUGUUAAUAAAUAACCUGUUUUGUAAUGUGAUUUCAAUCUAAUAAUAGUUUCGAAGCAUUGUGUAUCUCCUUAAGUAUAGUGAAGUUGGCUCUCUCCCGUUCACAGACUAAAUAACACACGUUGUGUUAGUGAACCACAUAAAUCUAUGUGUUCUUUAAUUUCUUGCUCAUCGCGUUGUCUUUUCUUGUAUUGUCGAUUGCCGGCCCGAUCCGUGCGUGGCAACAACAUCUCCUUCUUUGUUUCGUGUUGUGUAACUUAGACGGGUGUAAUUACUCUAUAUGUUGUAUAAAUGAGUGUUUUGUAAAAAUAUGUUCACACAUAUUUAUUGUGCAUGGUCACUGUAACAUAGUUUUUGAACUUAUAACAAAUCUAUUCGUGCAUCUCCAUUCAAAUCUGUCAAAUUGGCCCAUUAGCAUUCCAAAUCAUAAAAAGUAACUAACAACAUACCAAAUUCUACCUAAACAUUCCAAAGUAAUUAUCGUCCUAACGAUCUUUAUUAAUGAAAUAGAGAUAGGAUGCCAGUGUCAAAGCUAUCAUCCAAUCAAUCCGAUCAGCGAUCAAGAAAAACAAAAACAAAGUUUGUAAACACUAAUAAACAAUUUGACCAACUUGAGUUCAUGCACGUCAUUUUUGGUGCGCCAUAUCUAGCUAUGCCCCAACCCAACCUUCAUUUUCACUGAUUCGUUAAAUACGGACAUUAAAUGUGUUUCACAGGAGGGAUUUAUACGUGUUUAGUACGAGAGUCAUCAAAUAGACGGGAAAAAAUGAAACAAUCAGUCACUAAUAUUGAAAUAAAAGUUUUAAACACAUAAAAUACGUACGACCAUAUAUACGAGUAUUAAACAUAGUAGUUACUGAGUUGAAAACAGCAACAAUUUGGUACCACCAGAUCUCAGUAGUUAAUUAUUGGGUUAAUAUCUUAUUUUGGCCCGAACUAUGACCAUAUAAUCAACUUUGGCCCAUGGUUUCAGAAAUUAACAUCCUAGCCUCAACUAUGCAACAUAUAAACUCAAUUGGCCCGACACAUAGUUUGACCGUCAAUUUGAACGGUCAACUCUGUUGACCGUUAGUCAACAUGCUAUGUCAUUGCCUAGUCAGCAUAAAAAUCAUUAAAAAAAUUCAAAUUAUUUUCCUAAUUUCUAUUAUUUAUCAUUUUCCAAUUAAUCAAAAAAUAAAAUUAAUAAUUUUUUUUGCGAUAUUUGAAAAUGAUAAAUUUUAUAAAUUAACCAAAAUUAUAAAAUUAUAUUUUAAAAAUUAAGAACAUUAUCAUAUAAAUUAUAUUUUUUGGGAAGUUUUAAAAAUAUAAAAUAAUUUGAUAAUUUUUGGUUAAUUUAUAAAAUUUAUCAUUUUCAAAUUAUCCAAAAAAUAAAAAUAAAAAUUUAUUUAUGUUUUUUAUAAUUUAGUUUUGGUCAAUUUGAUAAUAAAUAAUUUUUUUAAUGAUUUUUAGGCUUACUAGGCAAUGACAUGGCGUGUUGACUAACGGUCAACAGAGUUGACCGUCCAUGUGUCGGGCCAAUUGAGUCUAUAUGCUGCAUAGUUGAGGUCAGGAUGUUAAUUUCUGAAACCACGGGCCAAAGUUGAUUAUAUGGUCAUAGUUCGGGCCAAAAUAAGGUAUUAACCCUUAAUUAUUAUACCAAUGCAUUAGAUACAUACACAAAAAUGACGUGCAUGCAUGCAUGCAUACCGAUCGAGUCAUUUGAAUAAGAAAGCGUCUCUGCUGUAAAGCUUUACUUUAGAGCGUUUUACCACUAAAUCACUACCUUUUGCAGCGCUUUAUUAUAAAUCGCAAACAAUCUUAGAUAUUUGAGGGAAUUAAUUUAGUAAUUACUA